GAGGGACAAUAUGAGUGAGGACCAGGCAGCGUCUUUGGGAGCAGCAAUUGAAGAGGCGAAAAGGAGAUGCAGAGCCCUCAGAGAUCGAAUUGAAAGCUUAAGCUUACGGCCAAUCUCAUCCUCAUCCUCUAAUAAUACAAUUACUGAUUCCUGCAAGCGAACUCUGUUGAGAUUGGUCCACUCCGAGCUCUCUUUCCUUUCUCGCUUUUCCAAUUCCAAUCCCAGCCCAUCACUCAGUGUCAACAUUGGUCAUCUAGAAGCGGUCAUACAUAUUCUUGAGCAGCCAUUUGUUACUGGGGUAUCACGCGUCUGUAAGCAGAUUCCUCUAUCACCUGCAGUUAAAAAUGGGCAGGAGAAGGCUAAGAUUUGUCCCAAAGGCGUCCAUGUUGAUAUAGUCUGUACUCUUAAUGGAAACCCAGUAUGGAUAAUUGUAUCUGACAGGAAUCCCAAGUACAUUUCUUGGCAAGGGUGUGGUAGCAACAAGGGAUUGAGAACGAGAAUUGAACAAGUUCUUGAUGGGGCCUCGUGUUCUGUAGCACUAAAACCUUCUUCAAUCAUCCUUUUCUUCUCAAAAGGACUAGAUGGCAGCAUUUGUGAGAAGCUUUGUGAUGAAUUUAGAGCCACUAACUUUGAAAUAGAGUUCCCCGAUGUUGAAUAUGCAUUUUCUGAGGAACAAGAGGGUGAGUGGAUAUAUAUAGACACAAGAUCGUAUAGACAGGCAUGCCUCCUUGAAAUUCAGGUUGAUUGUUCUAGGAAUACAAUCUCAAAAAUAGAAUAUGCGGUCAAAGACGCAAGCCUGGGUGAUGUGAGACAAGACCUCUCAAUCUCGAGAGAGCACAUUGGUCUAAACUUGGGUAGUUCUUUCUGUUCUUUCAUUUCGGGAAUGAAGUUAUGUUCUUUGGAUGUUAAAAGUCCGGAGUUUUCUUUAUUAGAUGACUUGUCAGGUGGUGGGGUUGAUCUGAUAAAUUUUGAUACAACAGCAUUGAUUGCUAUUGUAUCAGGGAUCAGCAACGGAAUUACAGAGAAACUUUUAACUACACCAGAGACCAAACUGAGAAGACGAUUUAAGAGCAACUUUGAGUUUGUAAUCGCCCAGAAUCCAUUCCUUGUGGAACUGGGCAGUUUGAUAUCCAGAAAGCAAGGCAUCAUAUGUGAAACUGUUUUUUCAGAGUUCAAGGAGCUAGUGUCAAUGUGUGGUGGGCCUAACGAGAAGUUGAGGGCUGAUUAUUUGCUAAAACACUUCAUGUGA
Molecule: messenger RNA, 1249 nt
Organism: Ilex paraguariensis (yerba mate)
Lineage: Eukaryota; Viridiplantae; Streptophyta; Magnoliopsida; Aquifoliales; Aquifoliaceae
Source: the annotation of a GenBank genome assembly